AGUUCUGGAGGCGUCUUUCUGCCCUGGGUGAUACUGGGGAUCCAUUGAACUGAGCAGCUUCAUGGCAUGGAGUAAUCGCUGACAGGCUUGGCUGAGUUCCUCUGCCAUUACACCCUUUGAGGAACGCCCUGUAGCCGGUUUCUCUGCUCUGAAUCAGCCUGCCAGGGUGCGCUCCACCCUCAUUCCAGAACAGAGACGUCGGAGACUCCCGGGCUGGAAGGACUCCCGCCGAGGCUGCCCCUUCCUCCUCCAUGUCCUUGCAUCAGGGGUUAGGGCACUCCUACCAGCAGCACCAGGCUCAUCAAUCCUGGUGAACCCCCCUGGAAUCCCACUUCUCCUGGGAGUGUCCUUGGAGUGGAAGGGUCUCUCCCGUGGGUGACUGAUACUUCCUGCUGUCUGGCCACUCCUCCCUCAUGCCGCUCGGACUAGGCCGCCGGAAGAAGGCCCCUCCACUGGUGGAGAAUGAGGAGGCUGAGCCCAUUCGUGGCAGCUUGGGUGGGGUGGAGGUGGGCAGUGGCGGCAGUGUGGCAGCCCUGCAGCCUGGCCUGCCACCGCCUCCUGCCAGCCUCCGCCCUCGACUGGUGUUCCACACUCAGCUGGCCCAUGGUAGCCCCACUGGCAGGAUCGAGGGCUUCACCAAUGUCAAGGAGCUGUACAGCAAAAUUGCAGAGGCUUUCAAGAUCCCGCCAGUUGAGGUGAUGUUCUGCACCUUAAACACCCACAAAGUGGACAUGGACAAGCUGUUGGGUGGCCAGAUCGGUCUGGAGGACUUCAUCUUUGCACACACAAAGGGCCAGAAGAAGGAGGUGGAGGUCUUCAAGUCUGAGGAGGCACUGGGCCUGACCAUCACUGACAAUGGAGCCGGCUAUGCUUUCAUUAAGAGGAUCAAAGAAGGGAGCGUCAUAGACCGGAUCCAGGUCAUCAAUGUGGGCGACAUGAUUGAGUCCAUCAACGGGCAGAGCCUCAUCGGCUGCCGGCACUACGAGGUUGCCAAGAUGCUCAAGGACCUGCCGAAAGGCCGCACCUUCACGCUGAAGCUAACAGAGCCCCGGAAGGCAUUCGAUAUGAUCAGCCAGCGGGCCGCAGGGGGCAAGCACAACAGUAGCUCCCAGCUGGGCACUGGCAGAGGGACCCUACGGCUGCGGGCCAAGGGACCGGCCACCGUGGAGGAGCAGCUGUCUGCGUUUGAGGAGAGGGCGAUUGAGAAGGUGGACGACCUGCUGGAGAGCUACAUGGGUAUCCGCGACACGGAGCUGGCUGCCACCAUGGUAGAGCUGGGGAAGGACAAGCGGAACCCCGACGAGUUCGCUGAGGCGCUGGAUGAGCGGCUGGGUGACUUCGCCUUCCCCGACGAGUUCGUCUUUGACGUGUGGGGCGCCAUUGGGGAUGCCAAGGUUGGACGCUACUAGACUCUGCAGGCCUGGCCUGCUCUGCCCACCCUGGAUCUGCUGUGCCCAUGGGCCCGGCUCUGUACCUGGCUCCAGCACUGCAAACACUCCAGCUCUGGCUCCUCGCCCCCUCCUCUCCACCCAGGACCCUGUGUGCACCUCUCUGUGGCCAGCCCUUCCUGACUGUACCUGGAGCCGCAUGGGAGCCAGGCUCUGGGCUCUUCUCUCAAUCCCCCCAGUGCUGGAGGCGGCGGAGGGGACAGCUGCUGGGCAUUAUGGAGCAAUAAGCUGAGCCAUCGUGUGCCCCUGGGGAAGGCUGCAGAGAGGUGGGGACUGGGCAGGCCCUUGGGGGUGCUCCCUCCCUAGUCCCAGGGGACAACGGGGGAGUGAGGGGGCCAGGAGCUGGACAGGAUUCCCAACUCCUGCGCUGCUCCCUGGGGUGGAGAUGGGUGUGUGUCCUGGGACCUGCAGGGCCUGGCACCCCUCUUCAGUCAUCAGGGUAACCUCCUGGCCACUGCUGGGGAGUCCCUCGACUGUACCUCUGCCUGGGCACAGCCUCCCGCCGGGCAGUAACCCCGGUGCCUUUAAACUAACCCCGGUGCCUGUGUUCCACGUGUGGGUGUUUGUGGGCAGACCCCCCACCCCAUGUCUGUAUGGUACAUCCACCCCGCUGCCUGUCAGCACCCAUCUAACCACUAACAGGAGCAAGGCUGCUGAUGGCAGAGUGCCCCCACCAGCCUGCUCACUCCUCCCCCAGGGUGUUCUGAGCUCGCCCCUGCCCUGCUGCUCUGUUGGUACUGUGCUGCCCUGUCCCUUCACCUGCGUUAAUCCUUCCUCCUCCCCAGGUGGAGCCCUGAGCUGGGAGGGGCUGGCAGGGGCUCUGGCCUGCAGUGGAGGCAGGCAGCAUGUGGGGCUGCAGCCCUGAGCAAUGCAUGAGACUGGGAGCUGCUGCUAACUCGGGGGGGGGGGAAGAAGGGCGCAGAGAAACAGCUCGCUGCCAUCCCCUCAUCCUGCUCCCCUUGUUACCCUCCGUGCCCCCACCCCCAGGGGAAAGGAAUCGACAGCCUGCAGUGCCCCCUGCUGGCAAAGGCCUGGCUGGGGUAGCUGGGAGCUUCCCCCAUGGCCAGAGUACCUGCCCCCUGUUACACCCCGUGCUGGCAGAAGUUCUCUGGUGCAUUCAGGCUGUCACAGCUGAGCACUAUUGCCCUGAGAUCCCUCCUCCACUUACUGCUGCCCGGAAGACUUCUUUGGGGGUGCAGUGGGCUCCUGCCCCACCUACCACAGAGGAAUAGCCCCAGGCUGGGUCCUGCUUCUUGGGUCUGCUCUCCCCACUGCAGGAAGGGUGCGCCAGCCCCAGCCCCACGUGGGGCAGCAGGAUUCCCCUGGAACAGCUCAGGAAUGACUGGGUGUCUCUUGUCACGUGUCUGUUGCUGAGGCUGGAGCCCUGCGCUCCCCUGGCUGUGCUGUUCACACCCCACAUUCACAGCAGCUGCUCUCUGCUCCCGGCCCGCAGGCAGCGGGUGAGUGGGACAGGGGAGUAUCCCUUAGCUCUCAGGCAGCCCCCACCCCUGCUGCUGUCCCCAGAGCAUCGCAGCCUUAGGGGGUGGUCAGAGGGUUAAAUCCACUCGUCUCCUCUCCUACCUCCUGCUAAAACUCACACCAACCGAUUAGGCCAGUCGGGCCUGUUCUAUUCACAGUCUCCCAGCCCACCUUCCCGUCCCACCCACCCCAUUUCCACUCUCCAUUCUUGGGGGGGGGGGGGUUUGAAUUGACUCCCCCCUGGGGCAGGUGCACCAGGCCCUUCAGGCUGUAUACGCCAAUGGGUCUUAUGGGGGGGUUUCCAGCUGAUCUGGGUUCCCCUCCCCCUGGACUCAGCCAGGCUCCCCUGCCUGCUUCACGCUGCUCUGACUUCCUGUGUAAAGAGAGUGUCACCCCCUAUUCUGCUGUGGGGGGGCAUCCUCCUCCCCCUUCGCCCCCAUGCUGCUGGAGGCCACAGCCCUAGUCCCUGGGCCAAGCCUCAGCGCUGACCCUGAUGUCCCAUCCCUAAUGCAGGUGGGUGGGUUAAUCAUCUCUCCUAGCAUCUACACUCUGUGAUGAAUUGCCCCUGGAGCCUGUGGGGGGAGUCCCCUCACCAGUCUGAGCCUGUCGUAACACUGUCCCCCACAUGCCCCUCCUAACCCCUCCCCCUCCCUCCUUAUUCUGAGGGAAUCCCCCACUGCACCCAUGGGGGGUGGGAGGGAGUUGACACACGCUGCUGCAUGGCUGGGGUCCCCUUGGGCUGGCUUGGAGUUUUUUGUGAUCCUUUUAAAGAAGCUGAAGGGGCUAGUGGCUGGAUCAGGACUCCUGGAUUUUACUGGCUCUGGGAGGUGUGUGUAUGGGGUGGGCCCUACGCAUUAGACCAGGGGCGUGAGAGACAGGACUCAUGGUUUUGUUCUCAGCUCUGCUACCACCUCUCGCCCUUGGGCAUCUCCCCUUCCCUCUCUGUCUUGUCUUUAUCUGUUCACUCUGGAUCGGACUGACCUACCUCGCAGGGCGGGCGUGAGGACGCGCAAUGUUUGUAAAGCUCCACGUGCUGCAAUAUUUAUAUCCCCUCCUGGCACUUGUCUUGGGCUGCAGGCUGGGAGCCCCAGGGUUGCUCCCUGUCCCCCAACUUCUUCAGUCACUCUCCAGCCCUCAGGCGCUUACUGUAUCCAUGACACUAAGCCCAGCACUGUGCUUGGCCCUGGGCCCGGGCCCUGGCUUGGAGGGGAGUGGGCAAAGCAAGGGGCUUGGAGGGGGUGGUUACAUUGUGAGGGGCUCCAGGCCCCCAGGGUGAGGAGUGACCUCCUGCUGAGCAGGGCUUGGUCAGAGUUGGGAGUCCCAGAGACCAAAGCCCCUGUGCCCCGCCCUCACUCUGUGAUGGAAAUGAGCUGUGACCCCCAAGCCGAACCCUGGUUCCCUGGGAGCUGCUGACAGGGGGCAGAUACCCCAUCCUCCCAGGCCCUAUUUUUGUAUUUUACCUGUAAAGCAUCUUUAACAUAAAAAUAUAUCGACUCUA
Molecule: messenger RNA, 4425 nt
Organism: Gopherus evgoodei (Goodes thornscrub tortoise)
Lineage: Eukaryota; Metazoa; Chordata; Testudines; Testudinidae
Gene: GIPC1
Product: GIPC PDZ domain containing family member 1
Exons: 7
Coding region: 414-1409 (331 amino acids)
Molecular function (GO): protein binding
Source: RefSeq, a predicted model, not a curated record